Molecule: messenger RNA, 1628 nt
Organism: Prorocentrum cordatum
Lineage: Eukaryota; Dinophyceae; Prorocentrales; Prorocentraceae
Source: the annotation of a GenBank genome assembly
AUGUCCGCCUGGCUGGCCCACCUCUCCGAGAUGUUCAGGGCCGACCCGCACAUCGACGAGUACGAGGUGCUCCCGCAGGUGUCCGCUGCCCUGUUCGGCAGCCCCGACGGCGACGCUGCCGACCGCGGGUGCCUGUGCAUGGAGCACAAGCUCGCCAUCUCGGCGGAGGCCGCGCUCGUGAUCUACCGCCACGCCUACAGGGCGAUGCUGGCGGCGCGCGCAGCGCGCGGCCCCGCCGCGGACGAGGCUGCGGGCUUGGCGGCGCUCGAGGCGGCCUCGCGGGCUGUGCUGCUCUGCAGCGCCGACUGCGCGGAGGGGUGGGCCUGCCGCGAGGAGACCCCAUCUUUGAACCACCGAGCGGAGAGCGAGCUGCGGUUCAGCUCGCUGGUGCUGCGCACCAACCACAAGAGCGGGGAGGCCUGGGCGUUUCGGCGGCACCUCCUGUCCAGCUCGUGGGGCGCGCUGCCCGCAGAGGGCGCCCUGCAGUUGCUGACCACGGAGGUGUCCUUCGUGGAGGAGGUGGCCAAGAGGUACGAGCACCACUACUACGCGUGGAACCACUGGGCCUGGCUCCAGCUCGUUGGUGGGCCUCCCAGCCGCGGCCUGGCGCAGGGCUUCCCAGAGCUGGCACGCGCAACGCCUUCGCACUAUGGGCCCUUCCACCACCGCGUGGUCCGCCUCCGGGAGCUGCUGUCCCCUCCCUCGGCCGGCCGCGGGGCCGUGCGCGCGGCCCACGGGCCGCAGGGCGAGCCCGGCGAGGAGAACGCUGCCCCGCGCAGCGAGGAGCGCCGAGGCGAGCCCGGGGAGCCAUCGGCGCAGAGGCUCUCCCUGGCGCCCCCCGGGCUGGACGCGUACGCCGCCGAGCGCCGGCUGGCCGCGUCGCUGCUGGCGACCCUCCCGCACCUCGAGGCUCCCUGGGCCUUCCUCCUGCAGCUCUUCGCCGCGCUGCUGGAGGCCGCCGAGGCCGCGGGCGGCGGGAGGCCCUCGGCCGCGGCGGUCGACGGCCUCGCGGACGUCUGGAGGUCCGAGAUGGCCUUCGCGGCGGACCGCCUGGGCUCAUGCGAGGCGCACCUCUUGCAGGAGCUCGCCCUGAGCCUGCGGCUCUGGCAGGGGACCCCCGCGGCCGCGGCCCCGCCGGCGGGCGGCGCGCAUGGAGGACCCCAGCGGGCCUGUGGGCCGGAGCUGGUGGCAGAGGCCUUGGCGACCCUUGGCGUCCUGGAGGCAGAGCGCGCCGCGGCCCCCGCCGUGCUGGCCAGCGUCCGCGGAGACCUGACGCGCCUCGGCGCGGCCGCGUGAGCCGCGGCGGGUCUCCAGCGAGCGGCGGAGGGCCGCGCGCGGAUGAGCGGGAGGAGACGAGUGAAGCAGCGGCUGCCCUCGAGCGGCGGAGGGGCUGCUCACGGCUGGCGGCGUCGGUGCCUCUUUCGCUGUCUGCCGAGGCGUGACGUGAGGCGUGUUGGGCCGCAGCCGAGGGGAGGCACCCGCCGCGCGUCUCGGUUCCCGCGGGCCGCUUCCGGGGCGGUGGGCACGUGCAGCAGUCCCAAUUGGCCUGCUCCCGCGAACUUCAGGUGAGUUCCCGGUCUUGGCGAGGACCUCCAGUGUGCGGGGGCGCGUGCAGCUGAGGGACUGGC